Molecule: messenger RNA, 977 nt
Organism: Lathyrus oleraceus (garden pea)
Lineage: Eukaryota; Viridiplantae; Streptophyta; Magnoliopsida; Fabales; Fabaceae
Product: 50S ribosomal protein L19, chloroplastic
Exons: 5
Coding region: 135-827 (230 amino acids)
Biological process (GO): translation
Cellular component (GO): ribosome
Molecular function (GO): structural constituent of ribosome
Source: RefSeq, a predicted model, not a curated record
UGAAAACUGAUUCAGUGCAUGAAGGUGCACCACAAUACUAAUACUGAUUCAGUAAAUCGAAUCAUUUUCCCGAACGAUAAAACAUAAACCCUAACAACACCAGGGCUUUUCUUCUUCCUCUCUAGAAACCGGACAUGGCUUCACGAAAGCUCUUCUCGUCUCUACUCCGUUCACCUCUCACUCGCUCUCCACCGGAAUUUCAUUUUCCGAACUAUUUCCGGUCACUCUCUUUCUCCAACCUUACUUCUCCUCUUUCUCCGCCGGUCGAUGUUACAGGGUUUUCUCAAACGAAUGCAUUCUUGAGAGUUGAGUCUGGUAAUGGUUUGACUAGAUUGCCUUCGGUUCAGCAUGGUUCUAUGCUUGUCCCUCAUUUCCAAAGUAGGUUUAUGUCUACCGAGACGAAUUCUGUUGAUUCUUCUUCUCAAGAUAGUUCCUUACUGGAACCUGAAGUGCCUCGUCCCAUCAAAUUUAAAAGAUUAGAUAAAACCGCGAGGCACAUUAUGCAGAUUUUAGACAAGGAAGCAGUGGAGGAGGUGAAAGGACAAAGAGAGAUGCCUGAUAUAAAGCCUGGUUACAUUGUGCAGCUCAAAGUGGAAGUACCGGAGAACAAGAGGCGUGUUUCAAUUAUAAAAGGGAUUGUUAUUGCAAGGCGUAAUGCUGGACUCAAUACUACAUUCAGAAUUAGAAGGAUGGUAGCUGGGGUUGGGAUUGAGUCUUUAUUCCCACUGUAUUCACCUAACAUAAAGGAGAUAAAGGUGCUGGACAAGAAGAAAGUGAGAAGAGCCAAGCUCUACUACCUGCGGGAUAAAAUGAAUGCACUUAGAUAAAUACACUUAUACUCGGUAUCUUCAUUUGCAUCAAUCUUUAUUCUGUUGGAAAUUUUGUGAUUAAUAAUUUUGGUAUACACUUAAACUCAGUAUCUUCAUUUGCAUUCUGCUGUUUUGUUGUCAGUGAAUCUAGAUUAUUUACUAUUUCAA